AACAGGAAGUAAGUGAGCUGCAGCACUGCCGCUGUCGGUGGGACCAGUGUGGAGGAGAAGGUGAGUGGGCAGUGCUGGUGCCCACAACGGUUCCAUUUCUCCCAUCGCCCAUGGACGACGCACAUGAACGAUACAGCCCCAUUAGGAACAAAUAACUCCGACGGGCGAGGCCCCCCCGGUUCUCAUCUCGGUGGACCGGGCACCCUAUGAUGGAACGAGCGAUGGAACAGCUCAACGCACAGCUCAGCCGGCUAACCCGCUCCCUCCGCCGGGCCAGGACCGUGGAACUCCCAGAAGACAAUGAGACUGCAGUGUACACCCUUAUGCCGAUGGUCAUGGCUGACCAGCACAGGUCAGUGUCUGAGUUGCUUCUCAACUCCAAGUUUGAUGUAAACUAUGCCUUCGGACGAGUGAAGAGAAGUCUACUACACAUUGCUGCCAACUGUGGAUCAGUGGAGUGUCUGCUUCUACUGCUGAAAAGAGGAGCCAACCCAAACUACCAGGACAUCUCCGGCUGCACCCCUCUGCACCUCGCUGCAAGGAACGGGCAGAAGAAGUGCAUGGCCAAGCUACUGGAAUAUAAUGCUGAUGUCAACAUCUGCAACAAUGAGGGACUGACCGCUAUCCACUGGUUGGCAGUGAACGGCAGAACAGAGCUCCUCCACGAUCUGGUCCAGCAUGUGUCCAACGUGGACGUGGAGGACGCAAUGGGGCAAACGGCUCUACAUGUAGCCUGUCAGAACGGACACAAAACAACGGUGCUUUGUCUGCUGGACAGUGGAGCUGACAUCAACCGGCCCAACGUCUCUGGAGCCACGCCUCUUUACUUUGCCUGCAGCCACGGCCAAAGAGACACUGCACAGAUCCUGCUUUCUCGAGGGGCCAAGUACCUCUCCGACAAGAAUGGAAUCACUCCGCUAGAUCUCUGUGUGCAGGGUGGAUAUGGGGAGACCUGCGAGAUCCUCAUACAGCACCACGGUAGGCUUUUCCAGUCCCUCAUCCAAAUGACACAAAAUGAUGGUCUGAAAGAAAACAUGCUCAGGCAGGUUCUGGAGCAUGUCUCUCAGCAGAGUGACAGUCAUUUCCUCAGGAUCUUAACCAGUCUUGCUGAAGUGGCUACCACUAAUGGACACAAGCUUCUCAGCCUGUCUAGCAGUUAUGAAGCUCAAAUGAAGAGUCUGCUGAGAAUCGUUCGUAUUUUCUGCAAUGUGUUCCGCCUGGGGCCUUCAUCAUCUAACAGCGGCAACGACAUGGGCUACAAUGGCAACAAGACGCCUCGCAGCCAGGUGUUUAAGAUGUGUGCGAGACAGAUGGAGUUGGAGACGGUACAAAAAGAUGAAUGUUCCUGGACAGGUUCUGCUGUCUUUGAUCCAUUGGAGCUGUUGUGGCACUCUCUGGAUGAGUGGCUGGUGCUCAUCUCCACAGAGCUGGAGAGGAACAGGAAGAACCCGUCGUCCUCUUCCCCCAGCAGUGAGAUAGCCUCUCUGCUCCUCAAGCAACGGGAGGACCAUUCUGGGUCCAAGCCGAAGCUGCACUCCCUUCUGGAGCCCGAAGCCGGUGUGGAAACGGAGGUGUAUGCCGAUGGGGAGGACGUCAUCUCCAUGACAGCCAGUCGGCUCAGUGCUGUGAUUCAGGCCUUUUAUAUGUCCUGCUCCUGUCAGAUGCCACAAGGAAUGACAUCCCCUCGCUUCAUUGAGUUUGUCUGCAAGCAUGACGAGGUGCUCAAGUGUUUUGUAACCAGGAACCCAAAGAUCAUCUUUAACCACUUCCAUUUCCUGCUGGAGUGUCCAGAGUUGAUGUCACGCUUUAUGCACAUUAUCAAGGCCCAGCCCUUCAAGGAUCGCUGUGAGUGGUUUUAUGAGCACCUGCUGGCUGGACAGCCAGAUUCCGACAUGGUUCAUCGUCCGGUCAACAAAAACGACAUCCUGCUCAUCCACAGAGAUACCAUAUUCAGGAGUAGCUGUGAGAUGGUGUCCAAGUCCAGCAAUGAGAAACUCAAACAGGGCAUUGCUGUUCGCUUCCAUGGAGAGGAGGGGAUGGGCCAGGGGGUAGUUCGGGAGUGGUUUGACAUCCUGUCCAAUGAGAUCAUCAAUCCUGACUAUGCUCUGUUCACUCAGUCAGCUGAUGGUACGACUUUCCAGCCCAACAGCAACUCCUCGGUGAACCCAGAUCAUCUAAACUACUUUCAGUUUGCGGGUCACAUUCUGGGUUUGGCUCUGUACCACCGACAGCUGGUCAACAUCUACUUCACUCGCUCCUUCUACAAACACAUUCUGGGCAUCCCGGUGAACUACCAGGACGUGUCGUCCAUUGAUCCGGAGUACGCCAAGAACCUGCAGUGGAUCCUGGACAACGACAUCAGUGAUCUGGGUCUGGAGCUCACCUUCUCUGUGGAGACUGACGUGUUCGGGGCCAUGGAGGAAGUCCCGCUCAAACCCGGAGGGACCAGCAUCCUAGUCACCCAGGACAACAAGGCAGAGUACGUCCAGCUAGUGACGGAGCUGAGGAUGACACGAGCCAUCCAGCCUCAGAUAAACGCCUUCCUGCAAGGAUUCCACACCUUUAUCCUUCCCUCGCUCAUCCAGCUUUUUGAUGAAUAUGAAUUGGAGCUCCUUCUGUCAGGGAUGCCAGAGAUCGACGUGCAGGAUUGGUGCAGGAACACAGAGUACACCAGUGGCUACGACCCUCAGGAGGUGGUCAUCCAGUGGUUCUGGGAAGUGGUGAAAAGUCUGUCCCAGGAGGAACGAGUUCUUCUGCUCCAGUUUGUCACAGGAAGUUCCAGGGUUCCACAUGGUGGCUUUGCCUACUUGAUGGGGGGCAGUGGUUUACAGAAGUUCACCGUUGCUGCAGUACCGUACACCUCAAACCUACUGCCUACCUCUAGUACCUGUAUCAACAUGCUGAAACUCCCAGAAUAUCCAAGCCAGGAGGUCCUGAGAGACCGGCUGCUGGUGGCGCUGCAUUGUGGGAGCUAUGGUUACACCAUGGCGUAGUAUCAGUCUAUGCAGCUGUUAGAGUUUGCAGACCCAUGCAACACUCCUCCGCUCACACACUAAAUGUAGCCAUGCGCUGCUUUUGCUGGACAAAAGAGAAGAAAUGAAAUCCACAAUGUUGAUUGUCUUCAUACCAGUUAUGCAAAAAAUAAGAUAACUUCUAAUUUGAAAUUGAAUUAAAAGAAGAAGAAAAAAACAGCACUUACCAUGAACCACCCAAAGCGCUUUUUUUCCAUAUAGCUCGCCAUAACCAAACCAAACAUGGCUUAUAGUCACUGUGCUAUAUGACAACAGUUUGGACAACUUUACAGUAGAUGCAAGAGGUAUGAUCAUGUCAUCCCAAAGCAUAGCCUUCUUCCAUCUUGUUUAUGGCUGCAGGGAUGUGAAGCUUGUGUUCUAUUUGCUAAAACAAGAACGCCUCUAGCACAAAGUGGGUCAAUCAUUCAUGUUCUCGUAUUAAAAUGUAACACCAUUGGAACUAUAAACAGAUUUUUGUCCAAACCCUGUCGGCCUACCAGGGUAAUGGUAUUCUCUAAUGCCAGCCCACCCCUGGAUGUUACCCAGCCAAUGAAAUGCAAUUCAGACAAGCUCCAGUGAGAUUUACACACACAGUAAUAACAAGGGGAGAGAAUAAAACGUAAGUACUCUACAUUGGUGUAAAAUCAUUAACCAGGACAUUGAUGAUCAAGUCAACUCAAUGGUCGUCUUCUGUAGGAAUAUAUAUAGUUGUAAGAUAAACAUAGACAAAAAGGGGGGCUCUGGGCAAUAACUGAGUGAAUGUAGAAGAUCAUCUUUGGCACCACAAGAUUGUAAACAUUGACAUGCAACAUCUUGAUUUUCAGAUGACCCAGGACACAAUUUACCUCUGUGAAAGAGAACACACUUUUUGUAGUCUUAAGUAAUACUAACUAAGGUUAAACGUUAUUGCAGUGUUUUUCCAACAGUCAGAAAUAAUUUCACAUCACGUUCUCCAACAAGACCAAAUAAAGCCCAAUAUGUGCCAAAUCCUGAUGCACAAAUACGCUGCCCAACAAUGAUGUCAACAGAGAUGGGUAAGUUAGCUGACAUUUAGCUAACAAGUGGUAUUAAACCCUGCACACAAAUUUUCUUCCCAGAAAAAAAGUAUUAUAUUGCUUUUUUUUUAUAAUUUCAUCGCAAAUUUCAUGAAUUUAACACUGUUAAGAUAAAACUUUCUAAAAUGAAGCACAAUUUUUUGUUAGUGAUUUUUCAAAAGCUUCCUAAAUCCAUACUUUAUUUGAAAGGAUACAUUUAUUUACAGCAUUAGCAAAUUAUGUAUCCAUAAUGUAUCCAGUUUAAUUCAAAUUCAAUUCAAACGAAUCCUUCCAAUUCAUAUAUUAGACUAAAUAGAAUUGGCUGAAUUUUAUUUAUCGUUGACGAAAAUGUUGGUGGUGACGAAGUCACUAUACUUUUUUUUCCCACCUAAAUUUGCAUGCACCCAACAGACACGGGCAAAGUACUGCCCCUGUAUGGCGGUUAUUAACGUGUCAUGAUGACAUCACCCACAAACCCAGACCGCAGUUCAGUGAGUGUGAGUGUGGCUUCCUUGGUUUAGCUUAGCUGUCUCCGCUAAAGCCACGAAACUCCAGAGACUGAUGUGCGUGGAGAUGAAGACCCGUUUAACAGCUCGGGGCCAGCAGAGAUGUUCAUGCGGACCUGGCUGCUCCGUUUUCUGGCGACGGAAGUCAGCGUUUCGAGACACGCGCACUUCAACCAGUUCACACGCCACAUGUUGAGAAGACUGUGUUAAACCGUCUCUGCCACCGUACAUACGUUACUAAGCAACAAAGAACACGCGAGCACACUUGACAGGUGGAGGCUUUUGAUAGAACUGCACAGUGCAGAUGGAGAAAAACACAAGAGAAAAAAACUGGUCAUGCAACCAAAACAUAAAGAGUAGAGAAAGAGAAAGAAAAGACGGGGUCCAUUUGAGAAUAGCUGUUUUAUGAUCCAGCCCAAAAAAUAAUGCACCGAUUUGUAGGAUGGUUACAGGGUCUCUUUUGUGGAACAAGCAAUUUUACAGUGGAAACAAUAAAGGACCAUGACAGGCCCCGGUUCUCAUGAUGUCGGCGGAGCUUUACACCCUUACAAAUUUGUUAAAUAUCCUUGCAAAUAAAUGCUUUGCUACUUGUUAAAAGCCAAAUCCUUUCAUGUAAUGAUUUUUCACGUCAUUUAUAUUAGCUCACACAAACACUUUACCCAUUUGUUCCUGGCCCCUCUGUCAAAUUUUAGAACCCAUUGUGGCCCGCAAGUCAAAAGGUUUGCCCCCCCGCUAGGAGGGAUGUCUAAUGGACAACCUAAGCUGUAAGCUAGACUAUUAUGCAGUUGUAGACACAACACAGGUGGUCCCUGGGCCUGAGAAGGGAAGAAAAGGAGUUUAAUAUGGCUAUUAAAUGUGACUAGAACUAGACCAAAAUAUUAUUAUCAUGCCAAAAGUAACACUGAUAUGGAAAUUUGACCAUUAAAUGGGAGCAAUGAUAUUGAUAGAAAACACAAUUUAAAAGAAUACAAUAUAAUGCCUACUGGCCUGCUAUCAGGAUAAAUAUAUAUUUUUUAAUUUUGACCAAAAUGAUUGCACAAUUUAAAAUAGACACCAAGGAUACAUUUGUAUGAAUUUCUUGGCAAAAAUCAUUUUUCAUUUUGAAUGUACUGUAUUUUAUCUUGACUUAUUCGACUGUGAAGGAGCGUGUGCAAUGCUCUAGGUGUUGGAUUGUAUGUGGUUUUUAUUUUAGUAUUUUGCUGUCUUAUCUACUUUCUCCUGUUUAGUAGACUUUCAUGAGGAGCAAUACAAUAUGUCGACAGAAUUCGUGUUUCUGUAUCGCCAUGACGUUUUCUUUCUUUCCAUUUGUAAAGGGAUUUGACAUAUUUCAUACUAUCUAUGAGAACGUUGCCUGAAAUGCUUUUAUAAACUGCUCUUAAAGUUUAUAAAACAUUGAUAUUUCUAUAUUUCUGUAAAUGUCUACAGUGUGAAAUUGCGUAUUACCACUCAAAUAUGUUGUGCUUUCAGAUUUUACCCAAUAAAAGUAAUUUUGACAAUC
Messenger RNA from Pungitius pungitius (ninespine stickleback), 6049 nucleotides. RefSeq names its product HECT domain and ankyrin repeat containing E3 ubiquitin protein ligase 1 (gene hace1). Gene Ontology annotation, biological process: membrane fusion; protein polyubiquitination; Golgi organization. Bases 207 to 2993 code for a protein of 928 amino acids. Gene Ontology annotation, cellular component: Golgi membrane; cytoplasm; nucleus. NCBI's taxonomy places the organism in Eukaryota, Metazoa, Chordata, Actinopteri, Perciformes, Gasterosteidae. Gene Ontology annotation, molecular function: ubiquitin protein ligase activity; protein binding. The transcript has 25 exons. The record is from RefSeq and is a predicted model, not a curated record.